This is a messenger RNA of Venustampulla echinocandica, 1704 nucleotides long. RefSeq names its product Thiamine pyrophosphate enzyme. Bases 1 to 1704 code for a protein of 567 amino acids. Lineage: Eukaryota; Fungi; Ascomycota; Leotiomycetes; Helotiales; Pleuroascaceae. The transcript is spliced from 4 exons. Gene Ontology annotation, molecular function: thiamine pyrophosphate binding; magnesium ion binding; carboxy-lyase activity. The record is from RefSeq and is a predicted model, not a curated record.
AUGACGCAUAUCAGAACCUCAGCCCUCAAAAUACCAGUCGAUAUCGCACAGUAUAUUUUCACUAGAUUGCAUCAAAUGGGUAUUCGGUCAAUCCAUGGAGUUCCGGGUGACUCUAAUUUGGCGUCGUUGGACUACCUCCCUAAUGCGGGUCUUAAAUGGGUGGGUAAUGUGAAUGAACUGAAUGCAGGAUAUGCUGCAGAUGGGUAUGCCAGAGUCAAGGGCAUCUCUGCACUAAUCACAACUUUUGGAGUCGGGGAACUUUCAGCAGUCAAUGCCAUCGCAGGUGCUUACGCCGAGAAUGUUCCUAUCGUUCAUAUUGUUGGAACACCGUCAAGAAUAUCACAACAAGAGGGACUAAUCCUCCACGCCACACUGGGCAAUGGCAAGUAUAAUAUCUUCUCGGAUAUGUAUAGGCAGAUUUCAUGUGCCAUUGGAGAACUCCGCGACCCAUCUGUUGCAGCAACCGUAAUUGAUCAUACCUUACAACAAUGCUGGCUUAAAAGUCAACCUGUCUACAUCUCUUUACCUACCGAUAUGGUCAAGCAGAAGAUUGAGGGAGAGAAUUUAAACACCCCUAUUGAUCUGAAGCACGGUGUCAAUGAUGCCGCAGAAGAGGACGAUGUUGUCGGAGUUAUCUUGAACAGACUUGUCGCAGCGAAAACCCCAAUUAUCCUCGUGGAUGGUGGUGCCCGUCGUUCCCAGAUGCUCGAAACCGUUCAUUUGCUCAUCAACAAGACAAGAUUGCCGGUCUUCGUCACCCCUAUGGGCAAAGGAGCUGUAGAUGAGACGGAUGAGAACUAUGGGGGACUCUACGCCGGGGAUGGCAGCCAGCCCGAGGUUCAAAAGCGUGUCGAGUCCUCUGAUCUGGUUUUAAUGAUCGGACCAGUUAAGAGCGAUAUAAACACUGCAGGCUUUUCAUCUAAGAUAACCCAGCAAAAGGUUAUCGAGUUCUACGGCACACAUAUUAGAGUGGGAUAUUCAAGCUAUAUAGGAAUUAAAAUGAGAGACGUUCUCCGGAGAAUCUCUAACCAGGUCGACCUAUCCAAACUCCCAGUCCAUACAAAUCCGGCACCCAAGAUAGUUAAAGAGCACAAUGACGGAUCGCCUAAUAUCACUCAUACCUGGUUCUGGUCUAAAGUAAGCAGCUUCUUGAAGGCAAACGAUAUUGUUAUCACAGAGACUGGGUCUCCGAGUUUCGGUAUACUAGACACCAAGUUUCCCAAGGGUGUUUGUACUCUUAGCCAAAUUCUCUGGGGCAGUAUUGGAUAUUCUGUUGGCGCUUGCCAGGGAGCUGCUCUUGCUGCACGUGACUCUGGAGAUGAGGACCGGCGAAUUCUCCUCUUUGUCGGGGAUGGGUCGUUCCAACUUACUUGCCAGGAGAUCUCGACUAUAAUUCGUCUGGGGCUAAAGCCCAUCAUUUUCAUCAUCUGCAACGAAGGGUAUACAACAGAGCGCUUUAUCCAUGGCAUGCAUGCUAGUUACAAUAACAUCCAACCUUGGUUGUUUAAGAAUAUUAUCAAGGCAUUUGGUGCUAAGGAGGGCUUCUACAAAUCCUACCAAGUAAAAAGCAAAGACGGGGUCACUAAACUCUUUGAAGAUAAGGAAUUCAAUGAGUGCAAUGUCUUGCAAUUGGUCGAGUUACAUAUGCCUAAAGAUGAUGCUCCACGAGCCUUGAGAGUAAUAGCUCAAGCGUUGGGAAAGUGA